Messenger RNA from Nothobranchius furzeri (turquoise killifish), 627 nucleotides. The record is from RefSeq and is a predicted model, not a curated record. NCBI's taxonomy places the organism in Eukaryota, Metazoa, Chordata, Actinopteri, Cyprinodontiformes, Nothobranchiidae.
GGACAGACUGAUGGACAGACUGAUGGACAGACUCGUGGACAGACUGAUGGACAGACUUGUGGACAGACUCGUGGACAGACUGAUGGACAGAUGAGAAUCUGCUAAACUGACCUCCGUUCCUCUUGCUCUUUCCUCACUCACAGGAGAAAGAGAAGAAGUACAUGCUGCCUCUGGACAACCUGAAGGUCCGUGACGUGGAGAAAAGCUUUAUGUCCAGCAAACACAUUUUCAGCAUCUUCAACACAGAGUCCAGGAACGUGUACAAGGACAACCGGACCCUGGAGCUGGCCUGUGACUCGCAGGACGAUGUGGACAGCUGGAAGUCGUCUCUGCUCCGUGCCGGGGUCUACCCUGAGAAGACCACUACGGUGGAGAGUGAGACGACCACCACCACAGAUAACUUCUCCAUGGACCCCCAGCUUGAGCGUAAAGUGGAAACCAUCCGUAAUCUGGUGGACUCCUACAUGGCCAUCGUCAACAAGUGCAUUCGGGACCUCAUCCCUAAGACCAUCAUGCAUCUGAUGAUCAACAAUGUAAGAAAAAGGACAUGUAUGCAACCCUCCCCACUGCUAUUAUGGUGAAACCGUAUCAUCCUACCAAUGCUGCCGUGCCAUCUGCUUUGGGUCA